This is a messenger RNA of Funneliformis mosseae, 663 nucleotides long. The record is from the annotation of a GenBank genome assembly. NCBI's taxonomy places the organism in Eukaryota, Fungi, Glomeromycota, Glomeromycetes, Glomerales, Glomeraceae.
AUGUUUUCAAUGACUAUUCUCUCAUAUCGAAGAAAUAAAAAAAAUGCAGACCCAAAAUAUCAGGAAAACCUUGCUCAUGUUAUUAAGGAUAUAAUUUUAGGAGGUGAUCAUUCAACUCAUUCAAAAAAUCGUAAGAAGGCUAAAAAAGCAGUUAAGGCUUUACAAGAUGAAACGGCAGCAAAGGGCAUGAUAAAUGUAUUAAAAGCAAUGCCAGACCCAAACAUACCUUCAAUGGAAGUUACAGUUAUAGAAGAAGAAGAAACGAAAUCAACAAACCCUUCUGAAUCAUCUAGUAAAAAAAUAAAAAAAGAAAAGGUCACGAUUAAUCCACCUUCAACAAGUUCCAUUAAAUUAUUUAAACCACCUCUGGAUAGCAUUUCGGCUUAUGUUUACUGGUGGGGUUAUGAAAUUUAUGUCCCACAAAAUUGUAUGGGCAGAUUAGAUCAAGCUCAGAGCGUUGGUGGCAGUUUUUUGGGAUUUUUACAAGUGGUAGCAGGAAAUGCUUCUGCUAUUUCUCCUUAUUUCGGCUUUAUUUCGGCUUGGGUCAGUUUACAAUUUACUGUAAUUAAAGCUCAAAAUCUUGGUCAAGGUGUUGUUUUGGCUGCUACUUGGGUUCUUCCCGUGGCUUUAAUUCCAAGAGCAUGGGAUGCACCAUUCGAAUAA